This is a messenger RNA of Stereum hirsutum FP-91666 SS1, 1935 nucleotides long. RefSeq names its product glucoamylase. Gene Ontology annotation, molecular function: glucan 1,4-alpha-glucosidase activity; starch binding. Gene Ontology annotation, biological process: polysaccharide catabolic process. The coding region runs from base 7 to 1773 and encodes 588 amino acids. Gene Ontology annotation, cellular component: fungal-type vacuole. Lineage: Eukaryota; Fungi; Basidiomycota; Agaricomycetes; Russulales; Stereaceae. The transcript is spliced from 14 exons. The record is from RefSeq and is a predicted model, not a curated record.
CCCAAAAUGCGUUCGUUCACCUCACUCCUCCAAGUCGCCUCACUCUGUGUUGGUCUCGUUUCGUCCGUAUGGGCUCAGUCCAGCACGGCCGAGGCAUACAUCGCGUCGGAGUCUCCCAUUGCUAAGGCAAACCUGCUCGCCAACAUCGGACCCAGUGGUUCUAAAUCACAGGGUGCGAAGGCUGGUGUGGUUAUCGCCUCGCCGUCCAACACGAACCCGAACUACUUGUUCACUUGGACCCGCGACAGCUCUCUGGUUUUCAAGGCCAUCAUCGAUCAAUUUGUCCUUGGCCUUGAUUCGUCUUUGGAGUCACAGAUUCAGAAUUUCGUCACUGCUGAACAAAUUCUUCAACAAGUAUCUAACCCUUCUGGGUCGGUCUCCACCGGCGGCCUUGGGGAGCCUAAGUUCAACAUCGACGAGUCCGCGUUUACUGGUGCCUGGGGUAGGCCGCAGCGUGACGGUCCUGCGUUGCGCGCCACCGCGCUUAUCACAUGGUCCAAUUGGUUGCGCAACAAUGGUGGUUCCAGUACAGUCACUGGCACCAUAUGGCCAAUGAUCGUGCUCGAUUUAAACUAUGUCGCGAACAACUGGAAUCAGACCACGUUCGAUUUGUGGGAAGAAGUUUCGUCGUCGUCUUUCUUCACGACCUCCGUCCAGCACCGUGCGCUCCGUGAGGGUAUCAUCCUUGCUACUGCCCUCGGUCAGACUUCCAACGUCGCCAGCUGGACGACCCAGGCCAACAAUCUUCUGUGCUUCCUCCAGUCGUUCUGGAACCCCACCAGCGGCUAUAUCACAGCCAAUACCGGCGGAGGCCGUUCUGGCAAGGAUGCCAACACAAUCCUCGCCUCCAUCCAUACCUUCGACCCCGCCGCUUUGUGCGAUGUGACGACCUUCCAACCAUGCAGCGACAAGGCUCUAGCCAACUUGAAGGUCUAUACGGAUGCCUUCAGGACUAUCUACGGUAUCAACUCUGCCGUUGCCGCUGGCCAGCCCGUUGCCACUGGUCGGUACCCCGAAGACUCGUACAUGGGCGGUAACCCGUGGUACCUCGCGACACUGGCCGUUGCAGAGCAGCUCUACGACUCCCUCAUCGUGUGGAACAAGGCCGGCAACCUGAACAUCACCAGCACCUCGCUCCCCUUCUUCCAAGGCCUCGCCAACGUCGGAACCAUCGCCACCGGCACCUUCUCCUCCAACAGCACCACCUUCCAGUCCGUCACCGCCGCCGUCCAGCUCCUCGCCGACGGCUACGUCGACGUCGUCGCAAAGUUCACUCCCUCCGGUGGAGGACUCGCGGAACAGUACGAUCGUAACACCGGUGUGCCCGUCAGCGCGGUUGACCUGACGUGGUCUUAUGCGUCUGUCUUGACUGCUACGAUGGCGCGUAGUGGGGUGGUGGGAGAGAGCUGGGGAGCUGCGGGUUUGACGACGAGUUGUUCGACUACUGGUGGUGGGGGUGGUGGAGGUGGUGGAGGAAGCAGUGGUACGGUCGCUGUAACCUUCAACGUGCAGGCUACCACGGUGUUUGGAGAGAACAUCUUCUUGACUGGGUCCGUCGACCAGCUUGAGAAUUGGUCUCCCACCAACGCUAUCCCCUUGAGCGCGGCGAACUACCCAACUUGGAGUGUCACCGUCAACCUCCCCGCGUCGACGUCGAUCCAGUACAAAUACAUCCGCAUCAACAACGGCCAGGUCACUUGGGAGAGCGACCCGAAUAUGCAGAUCACUACGCCAUCCAGCGGCACCUUCACCGAGAACGACACUUGGCGUUAAAGCUAUCGGUGACCGGAUUCUCAGAAGAUCACCAUCAUACCCCUCUCUUCUUCUCCCCUCAAAAACGUAUUGUGUCGCGCUCGUGUAUUCUUUGUGUUCGCUUGUUGUAGUUGGUAGUUUGCUUUGAAUCCCAUUUGGACUUGCGUUGUGACGCUAUGAUUU